Numida meleagris (helmeted guineafowl) is the source of this 650-nucleotide messenger RNA. RefSeq names its product plectin-like. The coding region runs from base 17 to 379 and encodes 120 amino acids. Gene Ontology annotation, biological process: intermediate filament cytoskeleton organization; hemidesmosome assembly; wound healing. Gene Ontology annotation, molecular function: ankyrin binding; cadherin binding; structural constituent of cytoskeleton. Gene Ontology annotation, cellular component: perinuclear region of cytoplasm; cytoplasm; sarcolemma. The record is from RefSeq and is a predicted model, not a curated record. The transcript is spliced from 2 exons. NCBI's taxonomy places the organism in Eukaryota, Metazoa, Chordata, Aves, Galliformes, Numididae.
GUUGCAGCUGCGCACGAUGCCGGCGGAGGAGCUGCAGCGGGCGCUGCGCAGCCUGGAGACGCGUUACCAGCAGUUCGUGCAGCACGGCGCCCAGGCGCGCUGCUUCGACGACGACGACCGCGCGCAGCUGCAGCGCGACUACGGCGCCUGCACCCAGCAGUACCAGCUGCUGCUGCAAGCCCAGGAGAAAGGCGAGCAGGAGGAGUCGCUGCGGCGCAGCUGCAUCUCGCAGCUGAAGGACAUCCGCCUGCAGCUGGAGAGCUGCGAGAGCCGCACCGUGCACAAGCUGCGCCUGCCCCUCGACAAGGAGCCGGCCGCCGAGUGCAAGCAGCGCAUGGCCGAGCAGGAGGUGGGUGCUGGCUGCAGCGCGCGGCCGUGAGGUGCCGUGCGGUGGGGCACGGCCUGGGGUUGCUGCUGCGCCGUGCAGUGCUGCAUGUCCUAGUGUUAGUGCAGUGCAGUGCUGCAUGGCCCGGGGUCGCUGCUGCAUUGUGCAGUGCUGCAUGUCCCAGUGUCUGUGCUUUGCAGUGCUGCAUGGCUUGGGGGCACCGCUGCACUGGCUUGCAGCGUUGUGCAGUGCUGCGUGUCCCAGGGUCAGAGUUGUGCAGUGCAGUGCUGCGUGUCCAGGUGUCACUGCUGCAUUGUGCAGUGCU